AUGUGGUUCUGCCAUGGGCAGUUUGCAGGGCAGACCAAGCAUGUUGGUGCGGUAUAGACUGUUAGAACUGGGGGCACUGUCUGUCUAGUAGAUAAUGGUAAUUGUUAAGUUAUUUCAUUAAGGUUAAGGAUUCAUAGCUCCACUGCGUAUAAAUGAUAUUCGAAAUUAUGGUCUGAAUCAGCCUUAACCCUCCACAAUCCCAUGUCUGGGAUUCUGUGGAACAAUGUCUCUUUGCAUUCUCUAGAGCCCUGACCCAUCUGCCCAAAUAUGUGGCUUCAGGGGAUAUGUGGCUUCAGAAUGUCAAAAAAUUCAGAGUGCUAGUAACAUCCCAGGGACCUGAUAUGCUUAAAGCUAUGCCCAUUGUUCUCCAGUUAUAGUCCAUCAGUUUCCAGUCUGUCAUUCUCCAGUUACAGCCUUUCAUUUUCCAGUUACAGCCCGUCGUUCUCUAGUUAAAGUCCUUCUUUCUCCAGGUACAGUCCUUCAUUCUCCAGUUACAGUCCUUCUUUCUCCAGGUACAGUCCUUCAUUCUCCAGUUACAGUCCUUCGUUCUCCAGUUUCAGUCCGUCGUUCUCCAAUUACAGCCCGUCAUUCUCCAGUUAUAGUCCAUCAGUUUCCAGUCUGUCGUUCUCCAGUUACAGCCUGUUGUUCCUGCCCAUCGGUCUUUAGUUACAGCCCAUCAUUCUCCAGUUACUGCCCGUCAUUCUCCAGUUACAGUCCAUCGUUCUCCAGUUUCAGUCUGUCAUUCUCCAGUUACAGCCCGUCAUUCUCCAGUUACAGUCUGUCGUUCUCCAGUUAAAGUCCUUCGUUCUCCAGGUACAGUCCGUCAUUCUCCAGGUACAGUCCAUCAUUCUCCAGUUUCAGUCCGUCGUUCUCCAGUUACAGUCCACCGUUCUCCAGUUACAGCCCUUCAAUCUCCAGUUUCAGUCCGUCGUUCUCCAGUUACAGUCCAUCGUUCUCCAGUUUGAGUCCGUCGUUCUCCAGUUAUAGCAAGUCGUUCUCCAGCUUCAGUCCGUCGUUCUCCAGUUAAAGCCCGUCGUUCUCCAGUUAAAGCCCGUCGUUCUCCAGUUUCAGUCCAUCGUUCUCCAGUUAAAGCCCGUCGUUCUCCAGUUUCAGUCCGUCGUUCUCCAGUUAAAGCCCGUCAUUCUCCAGUUAAAGCCUGUCGCUCUCCAGUUACAGCUCGUCGUUCUUCAGUUACAGCUCCUUGUUCUCCAGUUACAGCUUGGAUAAGUUUAAUUAGGCCUUUAUAA
Molecule: messenger RNA, 1247 nt
Organism: Pelobates cultripes (western spadefoot toad)
Lineage: Eukaryota; Metazoa; Chordata; Amphibia; Anura; Pelobatidae
Source: the annotation of a GenBank genome assembly